Exophiala bonariae is the source of this 1002-nucleotide messenger RNA. RefSeq lists its product as uncharacterized. The record is from RefSeq and is a predicted model, not a curated record. Lineage: Eukaryota; Fungi; Ascomycota; Eurotiomycetes; Chaetothyriales; Herpotrichiellaceae. The coding region runs from base 1 to 1002 and encodes 333 amino acids. Gene Ontology annotation, molecular function: oxygen binding; heme binding. The transcript has 3 exons.
AUGGCUGCUCUACCAAAGAACAUGGAGCAUGUUGAUAGGAGAGAACUCUACACUUCACUACCUGUUAGAGUGCAAUACUUGCAACAAUUUCUUGAAUUCAGUGCAGGUGUCGAUGCAGACGAUGUCGUGGCUCUGAUAGAUGGACAAAAGUAUAUCAAGCAGAUCAUUCCAGCAAUUGUAAAUAUGGUUUACAAGAAGCUGCUGAUGCAUGAUAUUACUGCCCGGGUGUUCUCGACAAGGGACAGCAGGCGCGAGGAAGACCCUGAUGAGUGGGUCAAGGAGGAAGGGUCUCAAAUUCGACAUCGUAAGAUGUUCUUGAGAUGGUACCUUACCAAGCUAAACUCGGACCCGAGCAAAAUGGAGUACUGGCAAUACCUGGAUAAAGUCGGUCUUAUGCACGUUGGAAAGGGGCGUAAAAACCCACUGCACGUCGAUUAUAUUUUCUUAGGCGCCUGCCUAGGGUACAUCCAAGAUGCUAUGACAGAGGCCAUCCUCUCACAUCCUCGUCUUGAACUGCUCCAGAAAAUCGCAAUUGUGAAAGCAAUAGGCAAAGUCAUCUGGAUACAAAAUGACUUGAUGGCUAAAUGGCACUUAAUUGAUGGCCAAGAAUUCGACGAUGAAUUUGUCGAAGAGGAGGUACAGGCCGAAGCGGCUGAACCAGAAGGCUAUAUCAAUGGACACAGGAUUUUGGGGAACCAGAGAAGUGAUGAUAGCAGUUCAGAAGGACGACCAUCUUCUGUUUCAUCCGGGAGAUCUGGGAAGAGUACGACCAGCCUUGGUAGGACGCCAGAGCAAGUCCGCCAAAGCAAUGAGGUCAGUAGAUGCCCCUUCAGUGGGAUGACGCACACUCCAAAGCAAAUGGAGACACAGAGAGCUACAACUUGGAGGCCGUGUCGUGAGGAAGCUGUUGUGCCGCCUGUCCCCUCAGGCAUUCCCAAAUUGCAUCUCAUUGACGGGAGAACGGUUUGCAAGGAGAAUCUGGGACCGAACCCUUUCGAAUAA